Messenger RNA from Cicer arietinum (chickpea), 4623 nucleotides. The record is from RefSeq and is a predicted model, not a curated record. NCBI's taxonomy places the organism in Eukaryota, Viridiplantae, Streptophyta, Magnoliopsida, Fabales, Fabaceae.
CAGGUUGUUUGGGCUGCUAACGACUCACCUUCUAUCAAUGAUGUGACUUAUCCUGAGCUAAUUGAAAUGAUAUCAAAGUUAAAGGAUGAAGAAGGAAAUCUCUUGAGUGUCAGUACUUCAAAUCUUUUUAUUGCUAACUCCGAAAAUGAUUUACUUAUUAUUGAUCUGACAAAGGUGUCACCAGAGCUUGCUUGCCAUGCCAGUGAUGCAGAUCUUGUCAUUUUAGAAGGGAUGAAGCUCAAGAACGGCGUCUGCAAACAUUGUGUCAGUUCCGACAAGCUAGGUUUCGAAGGAAACAAUUAAUUAAUUUAAGAAGACUAUCCACCUUCCCUUACAAUACUAGAAAUAAUGUCCCCAUUAGACAAACUUCCCAACUUAAUCCGUCAACAUCUACAAUUUCCAAUGCCACUCGUAGACAAACAGUCUCCGUUAGACAAACUUCCCAACUUAAUCCGUCAACAUCUACAAUUUCCAAUGCCACCCGUAGACAAAUAGCUUCCAUUAUUGAAACUUGGAAUUUUGGAAGACCGACAUGUGUUUGUGAAUUUUGUGGAGCUCUUCACUGGUACGAAGAAAGAACGGAAAAGAGUAAACACCCUCAACAUCCAAAGUUUUCUACAUGUUGCAUGGAAGGUCGGGUGCAACUUCCAUUACUAAAAUUUCCACCAACUUUGCUCUAUCACUUGCUUGAUUAUGAUGGAGAUAGUGCAGCAAAACAUUUUCGUCGUAACAUUAGAAUUUAUAAUGCGGCUUUUGCUUUUACAUUUAUGGGUGGAAAAAUUGACUAUGAAAUCAACAAACAGGGCGACCCUUAUGUCUUAAGAAUCAAUGGACAGACAUACCACCUACUUGGGUCUUUAUGUCCUAAGAAUGGAGAAAAGCCAAAAAUUUGCACAACUUUAUAUACAUGACACAGAAAAUGAAAUCUCAAAUAGAUUAGGUUUUAUCCAAGGUGAUAACGAAAAUAAUCUUCUUCAAGAGAAACUGGUAACAAACAUUUUGCAUAUGCUGGACAAUCACAAUGUCUUGGUAAAAUCAUUUAGGAUGGUCAGAGAUAAAUAUGAUCACCAUGAUGUCGGAGAAUUGAAACUAAGAUUGCUUAGCAAUAGGUUGACUGAUGGGAGACAAAAUAACCUGCCCUCUUGCUCAGAAGUUGCUGCGCUUUUAGUUGAUCAAACCUCAAAUGAAGAAAGUCAUCGCGAUAUAAUUGUUGAACACAAAACAACUGGUCUUCGAAGAAUUACAGAAUUGCACCCAAGUUUCAUGGCACUACAAUAUCCAUUAUUAUUUCCAUAUGGAGAAGAUGGUUAUAGGAUUGGGAUAAGUCAUCGAAAUCCAGAAACAGGGAGUUGUUACAGGCGAAAAACAGUUACUAUGAGACAAUAUUAUUCUUUUCGCUUGCAACAACGAGCUGGAAAGGCACAAACAUUGUUACGGAGUGGGCGUUUGUUCCAACAGUACAUGGUAGAUGCUUAUGCUUCGAUCGAAGAAGUUAGAAUCAAUUGGAUUAGAAAGAAUCAAAAGCAAUUGCGUGCAGAACUAUAUAAUGGAUUGAGAGAUGCUAUUAAUCAAGGAGAUGUCAUGACAAAUUCGGUUGGUAGAAUGACAAUUCUUCCAUCGUCUUAUACUGGUGGACCGCGAUAUCGUGUUCAAAAUUACCAGGAUGCAAUGGCUAUAUGUCGAUAUGCGGGAUAUCCCGACCUAUUUUUAACAUUCACAUGCAACCCAAAAUGGCCAGAAAUACAAUUUUUUCCUUGAAACUGUUGAAGGACAAAAAAGUGAAGACAUACCUGACAUUAUUAGUCGUGUUUUCUCUAUUAAGUUAUGGGAGCUAAUCAAUGAUAUUAAACGUCAACAAAUAUUUGGUAAAGUCACAACAGAAUUCUAUGACAAAAUGGGAAUGUUAUGUAGACUGCAGAAACAAGACUGCCAUUAGACGUCAACAUGGAGGAAUGCUUGCAGCCUCCUUCGUUCUUGGUUAGUUUCACUGAUGUUUUUCAUCGGGUUAGUUAAAACUAAAGUUAUUUGUAUAGAAAUUUUUAACACACACCUUAUGCCUAUUAGCGAACAUAUAGAGGGUGAUAUGAGUGGUCGUGUACUUCCAUGUAAACUCCUAGAUGGUUGUUUGUCAAUUGUCAGUGUUAUUUUUCCCUUUUGUGAUCUAUCAUCCAAGUAUUAAACCAUAGCUGACAUAUUGUUUGGGAAUCUUACCUGAAAAAUGAAUUUAUUUGCAUACUAGAAGACACGUGUUUAUUACAAUCAUAUGCUAAAGGUUGGAGGAUUAUUUCCAAGUAGUUAUAGUUUAUGUCUUACUUUUUUCUUCCCUCAAUUUCUUGAAGCUUGUAGAGGUUUUCGCUAGGGAUGGGGUGUCGUUUUCGACUACUUGUGAAAAUUUUCUCCCUCGACCUUGGAUAAUUCAUGACCUUGAUACUUUAAAAUUAAAAUGGAGGAACAAGUCCUGGAAGAAGGUAACUCUCAUAUUUGUUGAUAACUCUGGUGGAGAUAUUAUUUUGGGUAUUUUGCAAGGGAGCUCCUUCGGCGUGGGAGUCAGGUUUCCACGCUUUAAUUUAUUUCUCUGUCAACUGUAUUUUCUGGUCUGGAAAUUUGAAUCUCAUUGCCAUAACAAACUUACAUGUUCUUUUGUUGAAGUGUUCACGACUUAACGUGGACAUAUAGUAUUAAAGCAAGUGCAGAAAGGUCAAAUUAAAGUUAACAAAUAUAGCUCUGUAUACAUGUUUAACAAGUUUAUUUUAUUGAUGUAUAUCAACUUGACUCCAACUGCCACAAAUAUAGCUUUGUAUACAUGUUUAACAAAUAUACUCUGUUGGUAAUACGUCUUUCUUUUCACCAAUAAAUUUUUGUAUCACUUUCUUUUUUUUAUAUUUUUGUAUUAAUUUUUUACAAAUAAAUUUACAACAAUUCACACUUAUUUUUUCAGCCUAUAACUUACAAUAAAACUUAUUCAUCUCAUCACUUUCGUCAUCAGCUAAGACUCAAUACUACAUAUCCUUUUUUGUUAUCGUUAUUGGAUCUUUACACGUCAUUUGGUUGUUGGCAGCUACAUUUGGAUUUCAAUUAUACUCAACUCUCUAUCUAUAUAUCCUUCAAUUUUCCUUUUACAAACUGAUAAUUUUCUUUCUUUAAUUUAUCAGAAUUCUAUCACAAAAUGGGAAUGUUAUGUACGCUGCAGAAACAAGACUGCCCUUAGACGUCAACAUAGAGAAUGCUUGCAGCCUCCUUCGUUAUUGCUUGCAGAGGUUUUCGCUAGGGGGGUGUCGUUUUCGACUACUUGUGAAAAUCUUCUCCCUCGACCUUGGGUAAUUUAUGACCUUGAUACUUUAAAAUUUAAAUGGAGCAACAAGUCCUGGAAGAAGGUUAUCAUAUUUGUUGAUAACUCUGGUGGAGAUAUUAUUUUGGGUAUUUUCCAUUUGCAAGGGAGCUUCUUUCGUCAUCAGUGAGACUCACUACUAAAGAUUUAUUAAUGGCCUCCAUAGUUACUCACAAGAUGGACUAUACUUUUCUCGAACAGCUUAAUGAUCAACGCGAUAAUUGGAGUAUCAGAGUUCGAAUUGUUCGUAUGUGUAUUGUCUACACUACACAAAGUGAGAAUGAACCAAUCUCUUUGGACAUUAUUUUGUUGGAUGAAAAGAAAACACCUUUGCAUGCAACAAUCAAGAAAGAACUUCUCCCGACUUUCAAAAACAUGAUACAAGAAGGUGAUAUAUACAACAUAAUAAAUCUGAAAAUUUCACCCGCAAAUGAUUCUUAUAGACCUGUCGUAGGAACAAAGAAGGCAUUGUUUUUGACCACAACUAUGGUAAAUAAAAUCCAAGACCCACAAUUUACCAUUCAAAAACAUUACUUCAAUUUUACUUCCUUCAAAUCAUUACCCCAAAGAUUGGGAGAUAAAGUCAAUCUAACGGACAUCAUUGGAACACUGCAUGUUGUUGGACAUGAAGAGCAAGUUUAUGUUGGUGACAAACCUACAAAAAUACUCAGACUAGAAAUCAAAAUGCAUGGGGGCGAAACUAUCAAAGUCACUUUAUGGAGAAAUAUAGUUGCUGAUUUUCAAAACUUAUUUGUCCAUCACAAGCUACAUGAUGGUCCUAAGGUUGUUGCAAUAACAUCAACAACGGUUAAAAAAUUUAGAGAUGACUAUUCAAUCAACUCAACUUCAACAACAAGGGUUUAUAUUAACCUAGACAUACCUGAAUUCAAUAUACUUUCACAAAGUGAUUCCAGUCAAAGUCAAGAAGAUGAAGUUAGAGAAAUACCACCUCAAGAUUUUUCCCACAAUACACCGGAGAAAAGAAUGGUCAGGAAUCAAACAACAUUAAAACACAUAAUGGCCAUGAAAUGGGAAUCCAAUGUUCAGGAAAGAGUAUUCACAAUAUGUGCAACUGUCAAUGACAUUGAUUAUAAAUUUGGAUGGAAUUACAUUGGAUGUGAAAAUUGUCUCACAAAAUUAACUCAACAAGGCCAACAAUACAAUUGUCCCUCAUGUGACAUGACAUCAAAGUAUCCUGCACCAAGGUGUAAGACCCAUAAUUUUAAAGUACACUUUAUGUAUUUUUGUGUAUUUUGGAUUUUGGUUUGGAGGCUUUUUAGCCAAUGUUAAUAAUA